AUGGAUAAAUAUGAAACACCAGUAACUAACCAGGUGAAGGAUUCGGAUUGUAAGAUAGUUAGCAACAAGCUUCUUAGUUUGCUGAAUGAGGAGUCACAUCAUUCCAAGUGGGAGGAAUUCAGAAGAAUGGCGAAGCAGGAUAUUGCAACUGAGGAAUGCUCUUCUCUGUUAAGAAGAAUGGAGCUGGAAGUUUCUGAGGAGGAGAUGGAAGCAAGUGAUAGUGAUACUGAACAUAUGGAUGAAGGUGAAGAAUUAUCUAGUCUGCAAGAAGAGGGAUUACUUCAGACAGAAUUGAAUAGGGAAGCUAUAAUCAUUGAGGAGCAGCUGAUCAAUAAGAGCCAGAAAAGGAAAAACAAGUGGGACCCAACUCUUAGGUGCCCCAGAUCAAGAAGACAGCCGGAGGAUGGGCGCACUUUGCUGGAAAAAGCUCAGGAUUUUAAGAAAAUUAAGAAUCUGGAGACAGACUUUAACUGGCAAUACCUCCCUGCGGAGGGUACAGCUGGUGGUAUCCUUGUUGGUUUUAGUGAAAGAAAGUUUGAGGUCUUGGCCUGGAAGAUAGGAGUGUACAGUGUAGCUGCAAUAGUUGGAAAUUGUCAUGACAAUUCUGUGUGGAGGCUGAUUACGGUCUAUGGUUCACCUUAUGAUGAAGGAAAACAAGAGUUCAUUAAUGAACUUGAAAAUUUACUUGAUAAUUGGGAUGGCCCUACUGUGAUUGGUGGUGAUUUUAAUUUAGUCUGUAAUGUUAAACAUAAAAGUAAUGGAGUCAUUAACCACAAAUGGGCAGAUUUGUUCAUGGACUGGGUUAACAAGUUUGGUUUGAUUGAAUUAAAACCUUCAUCUAGAGCGUUUACCUGGACAAAUAAUCAUGAGCAGCCUAUUUUGGCUGCUAUUGACAAAAUUUUUUGCACAACCAAUUUUGAACAUAAGUUCCCUUUGGCCUUUGUGUCUACUAGCUCUAGAGCAAGUAGUGAUCAUGUUCCUCUUAUCCUUAAUUUUGGCUUGGAGGAGAGAAGGAAACCUAGUAUGUUUAGAUUUGAGAAGUGGUGGUUACAACAGCCUGAUUUCAAGGAGCUUAUUGCCAAAUUAUGGAACACUUCUUGUGCCUUCACGGACCCUUUAGACAUUUGGCAGUUUAAAAUUAGAUUGGUUAAAAUAAGGUUAAGGGGUGGGCCUUAA
This is a messenger RNA of Miscanthus lutarioriparius, 1176 nucleotides long. The record is from the annotation of a GenBank genome assembly. Lineage: Eukaryota; Viridiplantae; Streptophyta; Magnoliopsida; Poales; Poaceae.